CCGCGGCCCCGCCUCCGCCCGGCCCCCACGCGCGCCGCGUCUAUAAGGCUGGGGCGGGCCCGCCCGCGGCCCGCAGAGCCGUCCCCGCCCGCCUGCGCCCCGUCAGUCGCUCACCGGUGUCCGAAAGCGCGUCAGCCCGGGGUCCCGGUCAUGGCGCUGAGCGAGCCCAUCCUGCCGUCCUUCUCCACUUUCGCCAGCCCGUGUCGCGAGCGCGGCCUGCAGGAGCGCUGGCCGCGCGCAGAGCCCGAGGCAGGCGGCACCGACGACGACCUCAACAGUGUCCUGGACUUCAUCCUGUCCAUGGGGCUGGACGGCCUGGGCGCCGAGGCGGCCCCGGAGCCGCCGCCCCCGCCCCCGCCGCCUGCGUUCUACUACCCUGAGCCCGGCGCGCCGCCGCCCUACGGAGCUCCCGCGGGCAGCCUGGUGUCAGAGCUGCUGCCGCCGGAGCUAGACGUGCCGCCGGGGCCCGCGCUGCACGGCCGCUUCCUGCUGGCGCCGCCCGGCCGCCUGGUGAAGGCCGAGCCCCCCGAGGCGGACGGCGGCGGCGGCGGCGGCUACGGCUGCGCGCCCGGCCUGACCCGCGGGCUUCGAGGCCUCAAGCGCGAGGGAGCCCCGGGCCCGGCUGCCGCGUGCAUGCGAGGCCCCGGGGGCCGCCCUCCGCCGCCGCCCGACACGCCGCCGCUCAGCCCCGACGGCCCCGCGCGCCUGCCUGCGCCUGGCCCGCGCGCCCCCUUCCCGCCGCCCUUCGGCGGCCCCGGCUUCGGCGCUCCCGGGCCCAGCCUGCACUACGCGCCGCCCGCACCCGCUGCCUUCGGUCUCUUCGACGACGCGGCCGCCGCCGCCGCAGCAGCAGCAGCUCUGGGUUUGGCGCCGCCCGCCGCCCGAGGUCUCCUCACGCCGCCCGCGUCCCCGCUGGAGCUGCUGGAGGCCAAGCCCAAGCGCGGACGCCGGUCCUGGCCCCGCAAGCGCACCGCCACGCACACCUGCAGCUACGCCGGCUGCGGCAAGACCUACACCAAGAGCUCGCACCUCAAGGCGCACCUGCGCACGCACACAGGCGAGAAGCCCUACCACUGCAAUUGGGACGGCUGCGGCUGGAAGUUCGCGCGCUCAGACGAACUCACGCGCCACUACCGCAAGCACACGGGCCACCGGCCUUUCCAGUGCCACCUGUGCGACCGCGCCUUCUCGCGCUCCGACCACCUGGCGCUGCACAUGAAGCGGCACAUGUAGCCCGGGCGCCCCGCCCACUCGCACGCGGCCGUGGCGGGUCCCACGCGCCGGACGGACGCGGCCCCCUCGCAAACUGUGACUUGGUAUUUAUUGGGCCUUAAGGACUGGACGGGGCACAGCGUGGCCACCGAGGAGGCUCCCCGAUGACGACGCUGCCGCCCUGGCCCCAUCAGAGACUGAAGGCCCCGGUGGGAGGAGACCACGAUCCUCCUGGACGAGUUUUGUUUUCAAAAUGGUGCAAUAAUUAAGCGUCGUCUUCGCCCCACCCGGGUCUACACUAGAGGAUCGAGGCUUGAUGCCUUGUGAAGAAAUACAGCCUUAAUGUGUACUGUCUACAACGUUGUGUUUUUUUUUUAUAAUAUUGUACAUAGCGACUGUGACAGAUAUUGUAUUAUUAUUGUAAAUAAGGAGACAGGCGGCCCUUGGCUGCCUGGUUCGUUUUUAUAAGA
Molecule: messenger RNA, 1682 nt
Organism: Eptesicus fuscus (big brown bat)
Lineage: Eukaryota; Metazoa; Chordata; Mammalia; Chiroptera; Vespertilionidae
Gene: KLF2
Product: KLF transcription factor 2
Exons: 3
Coding region: 151-1233 (360 amino acids)
Biological process (GO): regulation of transcription by RNA polymerase II
Molecular function (GO): DNA-binding transcription factor activity, RNA polymerase II-specific; RNA polymerase II cis-regulatory region sequence-specific DNA binding
Source: RefSeq, a predicted model, not a curated record